AUGGAGUAUUUCAAAAUUCUCCCAGGGGAAAUCACAUUAGAAAUUUUAACUCGUUUGCCUACCGAAUCAGUUCUGGAGUCCAAAUUAGUAUGCACUAAUUGGAGGAAUCUUGGUUCUCAUCAUCCAUUAUUCUUCCAAAUGCACUUAAAUUAUCUCAAUUAUCCUUCUGCUGCUGAUUUUGGUGAGUUGGGUUUUUUUGCUUCUAAUUUUGAUGCAGAUAAUAGAGAUAUAAAAUAUUGGUAUUUUGAAUACGAUCAUGAGUCAACUUCUAUCCAGAGAAUUAGAAGGGUUAAUUUGCCCUCUCCUCCUUGUUGGAUUACUACUAAAUUUCUUGGUUCAUGCAAUGGAUUGAUCUGUUUUGCUGAAUACGACCACCCAUGUGUUUGGAUUUGUAACCCAAUCACCAAAGAACGUGUUCUGCUUCCAGAACUUGAGAGAGAUUCUUGUGAUAUUGAUGAGUAUUGUUAUAAGGAAAGCAACUUUGGUUACAUUUCAUCAACCAAUGAGUACAAAGUUUUAGGAAUGUAUAUGUCGAAGACCAACGUAGAAGUCCAUAUAUACAGUCUAGGUAGUGGCACUGGAUGGAGAAACCUUGGAAAGUCCAAUUUUGAAUUCAAUCCAUAUUAUGAGACAGAUGGUAUUUUUGCCAAUGAAGCUAUUUAUUGGAUGUACAGUAAAUUAGAAAUGAUCGUUGCCUUCAAUUUGGCAGAGGAAAAGUUUUGUGAACUUCUUUCACCACCACAUCCUUUGCCAACAGGGGGUGAUUGGAGUCAAAACACAAUAGGAGCUUUGGAUGGGUUUUUGUUUUUUGCUAAUGGUUUAGGUAUCAAUGAAUACGGAGGAGAAACUGAUUGUUUUGACUUAUGGAUAUUAAAAAAGAAGAAUGAGGAUCAUGGCAUGAAAGAGCAAAACGAUUGUCGGUCAUUUGGUUGGACUAAAGAGUUCAGGGUUGGCGAUAGAAAUAGAGAGUUAUUAUCAGCCGUUGCAAACAGCGGUGGUGUUUUAACUUACAAUGGUCAGUAUCUCAAUGUUUACGACACAAAAACUUCAACCUCAAAAAGGCUUGUGGAGUUUAAUUGUAAGUUUCUUGAAGUAUUGCCUCACAAGAACACCUUAGUCUCAUUGAAAGAAUUAGGGGAAGAAGAUACAAAAACAAUGGAGUCAGUUGAAACUAAAGAGACAAGAAGCCGCAAUUAUCCUUCGAAGCAUCUCCAGGAGGAUGCACACCUGGAAUACAUAUACUUGUAA
Molecule: messenger RNA, 1248 nt
Organism: Papaver somniferum (opium poppy)
Lineage: Eukaryota; Viridiplantae; Streptophyta; Magnoliopsida; Ranunculales; Papaveraceae
Product: F-box protein At3g07870-like
Exons: 1
Coding region: 1-1248 (415 amino acids)
Molecular function (GO): protein binding
Source: RefSeq, a predicted model, not a curated record